Closterium sp. NIES-65 is the source of this 1467-nucleotide messenger RNA. Lineage: Eukaryota; Viridiplantae; Streptophyta; Zygnematophyceae; Desmidiales; Closteriaceae. The record is from the annotation of a GenBank genome assembly.
AUGCCCCGCAUUGCCUCUUUCCCCAUCCUCCCCUUCACGUCCGCGCCUCCUCGUUGCUGUCACCACUCUCGCACACUAUGCCUCGCUGCCAAUGGCUACCUGCCACGUCGCGCAGCCGAAGCCACUGCUGAGCUCGCGGAGCGGUUUGAUGGCGGCGCGAUGCGCUGCGGGGAAGCGCGGAGGCGGAUGGGCCAGCUGAGGCGGACGGUGCGCGCAGCUGCGGCUGGAAGGGGCGCCGAAGUGGCGAGGGCGCGGGGAUGGGCGGAGAGGCGGCAGCGCAGGUGCGGUUGGGCGAUGACGUCAGCUGCACGCGGCUCCUGGCUAGUCAAUGGGCGAGGGGCUCAGUGGACGGUGGGGAGGACGGGGGGAAGGACGGUUGGGGGGACGGGGGAGAGGAUUGGCGGGGGAAGGAUCCGGGCGAGCGCAGAGUGGGGCGAGAGGGACGGUGAGGAGGAAAACGAGGGGGAUGAGGAUAUGGAGAGGGGAGGUGGAGAAAGUGAAAGUGGGAGUGAAAUGGAGGGCACAGAGGCAGUGGCGGAAGAAGGUGGAGAGGGCAAGGUCGGCAGCAGUGGCGGCGGCGAUUGGGCAUGGAAGGGGCGGCGGCGGUACAUGAUGGUGCUGGCGUACGACGGCACGCACUUCUAUGGCUGGCAGCGCCAGGCGCAGCGGCCCACAGUGCAGGGGGCGGUGGAGGCGGCGCUGGCCACGUACACGCGGGAGGGCAGCGCCGAGCUGGGGGUCACCGGUGCCUCGCGCACCGAUGCUGGCGUGCAUGCCUGGGGGCAGGUAGCCCAUUUCACCACCCCCUCCCCCAUAUGCGACCUGCCCCGCAUGCACCGCGCUCUCAACGCGCUGCUGCCACCCGCCAUCCGCGUGCGCUCGCUGCGCGCCGUGCCACUAUCCUUCCACGCGCGCCUGCACGCGUGCAGCAAGCGCUAUCACUACACCGUGCUCAACAGCCCCACCCCGCUCCUGCUGCCGCACCGCCGCGCCACGCUGCUCUCCUACUCACGCGGCCCGCUGGACCGCCCCCUCAUGGCGCAGGCGGCUCGGCUGUUUGAGGGGCGGCGCGACUUUGCGGCGUUCGCCAACGCGUGCGAGGCGAAGGAGAAGGGCGCGGUGAGGGAGAUCACACGGUUCGAGCUGGUGGGGGAGGCGGACUGCUGGCAGGGCACGGUGGACGAGGGAGAGCCGUCACCUGUGUUCCGCUUUGAGGUGGAGGGAUCGGGGUUUCUCUAUCGGCAGGUCCGCAACAUGGUGGGCCUACUGCUGCAAAUAGGAGCUGGCACGCUGCCCCCCUCUAUAGUCACGGACCUCCUGCUCUCGGGGGACCGCUGCCAGCUGGCACGCGUGGCGCCCACCGCCAAGCCCCAGGGGCUCUCCCUCAUGCGCGUGGACUACCCCCCCACUGCCCUCAUUCCGCCGCCCGACUCCCCGCCACCCAGCCUCAGUUAUUUCGAGCAAUAG